Molecule: messenger RNA, 1221 nt
Organism: Doryrhamphus excisus (bluestripe pipefish)
Lineage: Eukaryota; Metazoa; Chordata; Actinopteri; Syngnathiformes; Syngnathidae
Product: C-type mannose receptor 2-like
Source: RefSeq, a predicted model, not a curated record
AUACACGUUUGCUUAUUGAUGUGACCCCUGUCGAUCUUCUCUCAAAGCUUUUUCUUGUGUCUCGAGUUGCACCCCUGAGGCGACACAACCCAAACCUGUUCUCCUUUGGAAAUUUUGGUGCAGGAGGAACAUAUAGAAUGCACAAGGGAGCCAGAAAGACAAGAAAGAUGUGUUCACAUCGCUUGAGUCACAAUCAAAAGAGGCGAGCAAAGUCUGGAAAUCAAGUCGGGUAUGAAGUGGAACGUGCCUGUCCUUGUCCUCCUCGCUGGCGUGUGCACACUUCCAGCUUUGCACGCCGCCCGCCAGUACCACUACGCCAAAGAAACCGUCAACUGGCAAGAGGCGCAGUCGAUCUGCCGUGACCUCCACAGCGACCUGGCCACAAUCACCAGCAGCGAGGAAGCAAAGAGACUAGUGGAGGGGUCACACAAUACCAUUGGCGGUCUUGGCGGCAAGACCUGGAUCGGGCUGCGCGAUGACCUCAAUAAGUGGACGUGGUCAAAUCCUAAGGACGGCAACCUGGGGUCAAACGUGUACAACAACUGGAAUAAGGAACAGCCGGACAACUCGAACGGGAAUCAGUUGUGCGUGAAGAUGGAGGCCGACGGUGGAUGGGACGACACCUCUUGCGCCAGAUUGUUGCCAUUCGUCUGCUACGACGUCAAUGCCCCAGAGAAGUUUGUCGAGGUGGGUGAGCUUCUCAACUGGUCGGAUGCUCAGGGCUACUGCCGCAGGUUACACACGGAUCUAGUCACCAUCAAGACCGCGACAGACAAUGAGAAAGUGAGGAACCUCAACGAGGGACAAGACGCCUGGAUCGGCCUCAACAGGACAAGGGUGUGGUCUGAUGGGAGUGACUCCCUCUUCCGCUUGUGGGGGGAGAAACAGCCAGAUAACGCCAAAGGGAUUGAGCAGUGCACGGUAGUGGAUCUCGGCACCAAGGAAGGACUUUGGUCUGAUGAAGACUGCACCUUGAAGCUGCCGUAUGUGUGCCUCAGAGAUGAUGUUCACUUGGUCGACCUCAAGGUGAAGCUGACAUCCAAAAUGAAUCUGACUGAGAAGGACCUCGCCGUCCUGGUGGAAAGAGAUUUUUCUACCGCGUUGAUUCAAAUGGGACUUCCUGAGAACAUUGUGGUUCGUCUGAACAAGGUCCUCAAGCAGCAGUGACGUGCGAUCAGGGGAAGCAUAAUGAAAAAAAAAAAACAUAACUAAUAAUAUAAU